Messenger RNA from Exophiala oligosperma, 533 nucleotides. RefSeq lists its product as uncharacterized. Lineage: Eukaryota; Fungi; Ascomycota; Eurotiomycetes; Chaetothyriales; Herpotrichiellaceae. The record is from RefSeq and is a predicted model, not a curated record. The transcript has a single exon. The coding region runs from base 48 to 464 and encodes 138 amino acids.
CUACCUUCAACGCUUCCUACAUUGGUGACAAAGUUCAAAACUCCAAGAUGCCAUCACUCGCCAAACCCGAGAUCGAAUUCACACCCGUCGCCGACAGCAAGGGAGUUUUCUCGUCCAACGUCACUGCUCACUCCAAUGCCGAUGGCACCUUCACCAAUUAUCGGACUUAUUUGCUCUCUCAUGACCCGACCACGGGCGACAAAACCAUUCUAAAGGAACACUCUCCUGGCAGCGUGUGGGGCGGAAACCCGUCCGACGACUUCGACAAAGACACAGUCUGCUCGCAUGAUUACUGGGAGGAAUGCUACAUCAUCGAGGGUAGAUUCUACGACGUAGGCAAGAAGCAGUGGUUCGCCGCCGGCAGUUACUGUUGCAGGCCACCAGGGAUGUUGCAUGGACCUUGCAAGGCGGAUGAAAAGAUCGGGUGCAGGGAGAUCUGUAUGGCGAGAUAUGAACAGAAGUAGUUGACGAGUUGCUUUGAGCACUCAUAUGCCUAUAUCACCUUUGACACUUACGAGAGCGGGACAAUGUAG